Molecule: messenger RNA, 1357 nt
Organism: Elaeis guineensis (African oil palm)
Lineage: Eukaryota; Viridiplantae; Streptophyta; Magnoliopsida; Arecales; Arecaceae
Product: cell division control protein 2 homolog A
Biological process (GO): regulation of meiotic cell cycle; regulation of G2/M transition of mitotic cell cycle; G1/S transition of mitotic cell cycle
Cellular component (GO): cytoplasm; cyclin-dependent protein kinase holoenzyme complex; nucleus
Molecular function (GO): cyclin binding; ATP binding; cyclin-dependent protein serine/threonine kinase activity
Source: RefSeq, a predicted model, not a curated record
AUUAUCAUGAGUAGGCGAGGGAGCGAGCUCUCUCAGCGAAGGGACUUUGAGAGCUGGGCGAGAAAUCGGAGAGAAACGGAAGGCAACGCCGUCAAACGCCAACCCACCCCCCACCCCCCGCCCUUCCUUCUCUCUCACUCUCGUUCGUCGCCCGUCGGCGCCGCCAUUGCUCCGAGCUCGCUAAAUCCCUAGCUCUUAAGAUUUCCUUCGUUGUUGCACGUUAGUGUUUUUAGUGGUGGAUUGACAUGGAUCAGUAUGAGAAGGUGGAGAAGAUUGGGGAAGGGACCUAUGGCGUGGUGUAUAAGGCUCGGGAUCGUCUUACGAAUGAGAUGAUUGCAUUGAAGAAAAUCCGGCUGGAGCAAGAAGAUGAAGGAGUCCCAAGCACUGCUAUUAGAGAGAUAUCACUUUUGAAGGAAAUGCAGCAUAAUAAUAUUGUCAGGUUGCAAGAUGUAGUGCACAGUGAGAAGCGAAUAUACUUGGUCUUUGAGUAUUUGGACCUGGACUUGAAAAAGCAUAUGGAUUCUUGUCCAGAACUUGCUAAAGAUCCAUGCUUAAUAAAAACAUUUCUUUACCAGAUUCUCCAUGGUAUAGCAUACUGCCAUUCUCAUAGAGUUCUUCACCGAGAUCUGAAGCCUCAGAAUUUGCUUAUAGAUCGGCGCACUAAUGCCCUGAAGCUUGCGGACUUUGGACUAGCCAGGGCAUUUGGUAUCCCUGUCCGGACAUUUACUCAUGAGGUGGUAACACUGUGGUAUAGGGCACCAGAAAUUCUGCUAGGGUCUCGGCAUUACUCUACACCUGUUGAUAUUUGGUCGGUGGGCUGUAUUUUUGCUGAGAUGGUGAACCAACGGCCCCUGUUUCCUGGAGAUUCUGAGAUUGAUGAAUUGUUUAAGAUUUUCAGAGUUUUGGGUACUCCAAAUGAAGAAACUUGGCCGGGUGUUUCUUCCUUGCCUGACUACAAGUCUGCUUUCCCCAAGUGGCCUCCCAAGAAUCUAGCAAUGGUGGUCCCAAAUCUUGAACCAGCAGGGAUUGAUCUUCUCUCGAAAAUGCUUCGCUUGGAACCAAGCAGAAGAAUCACAGCUCGGAAUGCUCUGGACCAUGAGUACUUCCAGGAUCUCAGGGUGGUGCCAUAACCUGCAUUUCCUUCUUUUCUUCUGUAUAUUAUCUCAGGCAAGUCAUCAGAUGUGCUGCAACUUGUUGGUUUUGAGUCUGAUUUGUGUGUUUCCUUUGCCCCUUUUCUUUUUGACUCCACCUUGCAACUGGUUCUCGUUUGUGUAGAGCAGUGGAAACCUGAGCUGGGAACUGGGAUUGUCUUUAUUAAAAUUAAAUGCAAAAGCAUAAAAAGAAAAAAAUUGCGGCC